AGGCGGCAACGGAAACCAGGGAUUUUAUCGCAACCCGAUCGCUCUGUGUGGACUUGGCGGGCACCACCCCGUCCCCGCCCCCCGGGGAGCGGUGCUGGGCUUUGACGUCACACUUGUCAGUGUCAGCACAUGGAUGUGCAAAUGUUCUGAGAGCGGCUGAGGCGGCCCCAGCCAGCAAUUCGGCCUGGGCGGAGCGAGAGAGCUAGAAAGGGCUGCUUGGUUGGUUGGCUUUCUGGCUGGCAGGCAGGCAGGCAGGCAGGGGUGCCUCUUUUCUUCUUUCUUUCUUUCUUUUUUUACUCCCCUCCUCUUCCUCCUCCUGGUGUUGCCGCUGUUGUUUUUGUUGAUGCAGAAGGGGAUCAAGGGAGCCAAGGGACGUCCCGAUUCCCUUGGACAGGAGCAAGAUCGUCUGGAGUCACCCUAUAACUUCACCAAAGAGGAGCCGCUCGUUUUUUUAAAAAAAUCAAUAGUAUUCUUUAAAAACAACAACACCCGUCCUCUUUCUUAUUCUACGUUUUAAAAUAAUAUUUUUUUGGCAGAGAAAAAGAGGGUGAGUAUGGCUCGACCUCUCCAUCUGAACCCAACUUUCUUACCUCCGACCUACGGGGUGCUCAAAUCUCUGCUGGAAAACCCGCUGAAGCUACCGCUGCAUCAUGAAGACGCAUUUUAUAAAGAAAAAGACAAAGAAAAAAAGCUGGAUGAUGACAAUACCAGUGCCAGUAUCCCACAGUCCGCUUUCCUGGGUCCUACAUUAUGGGACAAAACACUUCCAUAUGAUGGUGACACUUUCCAGUUGGAAUACAUGGACCUGGAAGAGUUUCUUUCAGAGAAUGGCAUUCCACCCAGCCCAGCCCAUCAUGACCACAGGUCUCACCAAUCAGCUCUUCAGCAACCUACCUCAGCAUCUCCUUCCAUCAUGGACCUCAGCAGCAGAGCAUCCACGUCGGUCCAUUCAACAAUGGUUUCUCAAAACUGCAUGCAGAGUCCAGUCAGUCCAGGUCAGAUCUUGCCUACGAAUCGCAACACACCAAGUCCUAUUGAUCCCGAGACCAUUCAGGUUCCAGUGGGGUAUGAACCCGACCCAGCUGAUCUCGCUCUUUCCAGCAUUCCUGGCCAAGAGAUGUUUGACCCUCGCAAGCACAAGUUCUCCGAGGAGGAACUUAAGCCACAGCCAAUGAUUAAGAAGGCCCGCAAAGUCUUCAUUCCAGAGGAUCUGAAGCAGGAUGACAAAUACUGGGCAAGACGUAGAAAGAACAACAUGGCUGCCAAGCGGUCCAGAGAUGCCCGGAGGCUGAAGGAGAACCAGAUUGCCAUCCGCGCCUCAUUCCUUGAAAAGGAGAACACUGCUCUGCGCCAGGAGGUGGCAGAUCUACGGAAAGAUUUGGGCAAAUGCAAGAACGUCCUUGCCAAGUAUGAAGCCCGACAUGGCUCUCUGUAAAUAGCAUUCCCACCCAUCAUCUUUCUGUUCCCCACCUCCUUUUUGUGUGUGUGUGGGAUGGGAUGGGUUGGCCUUUGAAUAGAUGGACAGUGUGUGUCCUGUUUGGUAGCAUCACACCCAAACCCAGCCUUUCACCAUCAGCACUUUACCAGAAAACAGAAAUAAAACCAACGUACAACCUUUUUGUUUGCUUCUGUGCGUACGCACAUGCACGGGUCGGUGGGUGAAUAUGCGUGUGUGCAUGCGCAUCUCAGCACCUCCCAUUUUUAUGGAACAGGGAGGGUGACCUGUUUCACUUGGACUGCUGAGACCUGCCAUAGUAAGCUUUUUAUUAAAUAUAUAUGUAUAUUUUUCCAGUGCUGCUUCAAACUAGGUAUUUUUAUCCUAUCCUUUGCCAUCCUCUUGAUUUAAUUUAGAAAAAGAAAAAUAGAUGAGAAACAAGGGGAAAAGGGGGUAGAUUGUGUGUCCCCCGAUCUAUUGUUUAAAUAUGCCUAAUCAGGCAUUUUUAACUUUCUAAUGAAAAUGCACAAAUGAUAUUUUAGUGCUACACUGCAGAAAUAUUAAUUUAUAGACUUGCUUUUUUUAGUUGUGUUCUUAAGUUCUGGUAAUAAAAAUAUCUUCAGAUUCACACUGCUGCUGAUAGUUCUCCUGGUAGAUCGCAUAAUGCACAGCUACAUUUCCUUUAAUUGCUGUAAAACCCAAAAUUAAAUUGAUAGAAGUACUAAAAAUAAAUGACAGGGGAUGUAUUAUUUUUUUUGCAAAGCCUGAACCUAAGCAAUAAUCCUCUUGUACACUUUGGCAUGUUACCUCCAAUGUUCCAGGUGGAUAUAGGAUGAUCUUCCCCAUCUAAUAAGAUAACUUUGUACUAUUAAAAACAACCACCACCACCAAAUUUGUAGAGGCUUAUUGACAGGCUGCUACAAGGAUCCUUCAAACAUUGUUUUGUUUUAAUUGCUGAAAGCCACCCUGAGGAAUGCAAAUGCUCCAAUGGACAGAUGGGGUCUAAAUUUUCUAAUUCAAUCCAUCAAUGGUGCAGGAAGGUGCUGCACAUGUAGGGCCAGUCUAGGCAUUUUGCUGCCUUCAGAUAAAUUAAAAUUUUGCUCCCCCUCCUUCACUUGCAUUUUUCAUAUGCUGAACAUUAAAAUUAUCAAGUGCUGACAAGGACACUGUUUUCUUAUUUCCCUUUUUUUAAAUGCCUGUUACUUCUUUUACACUUCUUUACAAUUUUGUCUACACCUUGGGGUGAUGGUGGCUCUUGAGUGCAGUUGCUCGGCUAUAUGGCUGGGAUGGGGAACCUCUGGACCUCCAGAUGCUGCUGGACUACAAUGCCCAUCAUUCCUGACCAUUGGCCAUGCUGGCUGGGGCUGAUGGGAGUUGAGGUCCAGCAACAUCUGGGGGCACAGAGGUUGGGAAAGGCUGAUCUAGAGAGCCAAAGGUUCACCAUGUCUGCUGCAGGGAAUGUUAACCCAGCCGUUGAGCUGCCGUGCUGCCUCUGUGCACCUCCUAUCAAAUGUCAGGCUGCAACAGCGUUUCAAGACUAAGAUAGCUGAAGCAGGCAGCUCUUGAAUUUUGGCACUAUAAGAGAUUGCCUAGUUUUGCCUCAAUGGUCGGGCCUUCCCUAUAUUGCUGUGCAUGUAGAUUUCCUCCCCUUUCCCCCACCAUGUGUGUGAUUGGUCAAGACACCGAUGACAGUGUUGAUCAUCUGUUAGUGGGGAGACUACACCCCCACCCCACUCCUCAGAUAAUCCAGUGAUGUUAAUAGGGAUUGUCCUUGCUGGAUGGGGGUGAAAAUGUGUCCAUGAAAGACUCAAGACAGAUCACUGAGAAGAGAAUAAAAUGAAAACUUUUAGAUAAUCUCUGGUUUUGGAGUUCUGAGAGUUUAUUAUUAUUGCUAUUAUUAUUAUUAUUUCCUUUGCCAUUUGCAUUUCUUAAAGUCCUGUUUAUGUGAUUAAAGACUUUCAGUUCAGCUUUAUAUACAAUGUUUCUGUAAUAUAUUUUCUGUGGACUUCUUCAUUGCCAUUUUAUCUCAGAAGUCACUUUUGAAAAUCCUACUUUUCCUUGAGAUGUUUUGUUUUGUUUUUGAUUGUAUCAUGAGCUGAUGGUUCUCAAACCUCCUGUUGUUUUUAGCUUUCAUCUUUUUGCUUUGUGUUAUGUUGUAGAGUGGACUUCCUCUAGACGAGGGGAAAAAAUGAAUGUAGGAGAUGCAAGUAUAUAUUGAAAGGUGAUGGUGUUGUCAUACUGUGGUUAAUCCAGUCCAUUUAAAUGUUUUCUGAAGACCAAAAGAACCCGAUUGUUAUAAAAUGUAUAAAGUUUAUAUGGAAUCAUUAGAGUAUGCUGCUUUUUUUGUACAGUAUUUUUCAAGGACAAAUGCUAAUUGUGUAUUUUAGAAGAGAGACGAUGAUUAUAUAGCAUAUGUUAAGCAACAAGGAGAAAUAAAAAUAAGAUAUUACAUGUUUAGAGUCAAGAUAAUAUCUCUUUAUAUAUUCAUUAGUAUUGUACAGAGAGCAGGUUCUAGGUUGUUGUUUGUCUCCUUUCAAAUCUUUCACAUUUUAUGCCUACCACUGACACAUUAGCAGGGUUUUGUGCUUUAAAUCAGGGCCCAAUCCAUCUCAGUGCAGGCGUACCUGCUUGCACAUGGAGGAAUCACAAGCUGACCUUCCCUACAUUCCUCAACUUGACACGUGCUUGGAGCUUGAAUAAUGUGCAUGUGGGUGAUCAAGGGCCGGAUUGAGACAGGGAGUUGUGCAAUAUCUCCAUUGCCUGGCAACAAUUCAGGGCGCUGCUGUGCAUUAACGCUAAAGGGAAUGUAGCUCACUUGAGCUUUAUGGAAUCUCCACAUGUAUAGCUGGCCAUGCCCACAUGGGGAUGGAUUUUGCCCAAAAUAUUUGUAUUUCUAAUAAGGAAUUGUUUUCCCAUUCUGACAACGAGGAUUAUUUUUAAAAAUGCAAUGAAUCCCAUUUGCCAUGGACAAAGCACCUUGUACAUUGUGAUGCAGGGCUUAAGUCACACAACUAUGUUUAGGAUGGUGCCUGCUUUCACAUUUCACAUUUGCUGCUAUGGCAAGAAUUUGUCUUCACCAUGAAGAGCGUGGUUUGAUUGGCUUUUUAAAAUUCAUGUAUAUGCCUUGUAAAACAGCAGUUCUUGCAGAGUGGGGUGGACUUCUCUAAGGAGGUUCAGCCUGGCGAAGUCCAAGAGUCUCCCUACCCCUUCCCGACCAACGUCUCUAUUGAACUAAAAGACAGAGUGCCAAUACUUUAGUGCAAUACAGUAAACUGCAUGUGCUGUCCCAUGGAAGUAAUUCAAAGGAAGUUGGAGUCAUUUCACACAUUUCACACCGAGUGUUCGCUCAACCGGGAGGUGCAGCCAUUCACGGCCUUCUGAAAAACAUAAAGCAUGCUUGUCACAUGCACACCUGACACUUUCCGGAAUUAAACUGAAAACUUCUUAGUUUGAAAUGUGGUGUAUAAUAGUGCAUUUAAAUACACUAAACUUCACUUGAAUUACACCCCUUAUGUAGAUUCUUGGGGCCAGGGUUAUCCAUAAGUCUCUUACUCCCUGUGAUUUACUCCUUUCUGGCUAUAGUCCUGUUCAGCCCUGAUCCUUCCAUUUCCUUGUCCACCCUACUAUGUCCCAGGCGGAGAACAAGGUCAGGCACAGCCAGGUGAACUAUCUGUAUCAUGUUUUGCUUUUGUUAUACACAAACAGGCUUGAACAGUUGCUUUCUUGUCCUGUUUAAAUGUUUAAAAAAAAAACAACCACUGGGCACAAAGUGAAAAUUAUAACAUUUUUGAAAAUCAGAAAAUUAUGGUGCUGCAUGUCUUUCUAGAAUUGUUUUCUUCUCAAAGCAAAUACUUUUCCAUUCCAUAAAAUCACCUUAUUCUUGAAGGUGAUUUAGAUAAGAAUCACUCUGAUUUAGACAAUUCUGUUUGCCAUAUUGCUGCCCUGGGCUCCUGCUGGGAGGAAGGGCGGGAUAUAAAUCAAAUAAUAAAUAAAUACUAUGCAGAUUUUUUCAGAGAGGUUUGCCUCCUCUGAAAAUGUAUCCAGAUGUCCCAGUUGUUUUACUAAACCAGGUGAGGAGAGCCUUUGGCCCUCUGGAUGUUGCCCUCUGGAUGAACUAUAACUCCCAUAAUCUCUGGCCAUUGACCAUGCUUCUGGGGCUGAUGGGAGUUCGAGUUCAGCAACAUUCAGAGGGCCAAAGGUUACCCCUUCCUGUACUUUAUAUGGACCAUUAUUUCAGGGGAGUAAAUAUGUUGCAUAUAUUUAGAAAAUAAGGCAUUAUUUACUGGCCAGUAAAAAGCAAAACACAAUUUCCACUGACUGUCGAACAGAAUAGACACAAUCCAAGCAAAGUUAAUCUCAGUGAAGCCCCACUGAUUCCAGUGUGAAAGGUAAAUGCAUAUUUAAUUCCCUCAUCCUGAAAUCAAUGAAACUUAAAAGUGCUUAACUUUGGCUGUUCCGUGACCAGGUUUUUAAGUAAUGUAGGUACUUUAAAAAAAAAUACAGUGGCAGGCUGUGAGCACAUUUGGAGAGCAAAAGUGGCAUCUUUAAAAUAGAUUCUAAUUUCCAGAUCUAUAUGGCAGAUACAAAUAUGACUGCAGACACAGGCCUAAUGUCUGCAAUGGGUGUCUAAGUCUCUCCCUCAUGCAGGAAGCAUGAGAGGAAAGGAUCUGAGUAUUAUGGCCUCCAUGAGCAAUACUGUAAGGAGCCUGUAUCUCUGCAGUUGCUGUUGGAACUCCAGCUGUCAUCAACCCCAGCCAGCAUGGCCAGUGGUCAAAGAUGUGGGAGUUGUAGUCCAGCUAUCCCCUGUCCCUGAUGCAGAACCUACUUACCCUGGAAAAGUCUCAGUGAUUUUUUUAAAUGACUUACAGCAUAGUUCUAUACAUGUCUAAUCAGACAUAAGUCCCACUGAGUUCAGUGGGCCUUACUUCAUGGUAAGUGGGUAUAGAAUUACAGCUUAGAAAAAUGUUACUUUGAUGUGUGGCGAACUAGUAACAUGACCGCUUCAUCAAACUCAACCUACAUUUUUCGGUUGGGUGAAUUAAAGGUUUACGUUGGACCCAUAAGAAAAAGUAAUUGCUUUUAAAAAUUAUUUAAAAUAUUUCUUUUUCAAAUAUUUUUUAAAACACCACUGCAUCCAAGGCCAUGAAGUCUGUACCUGAUCUUUAUAUCUGCAAAGGAACUAAUGGGCCUAUAAAAUAAUUAUACUGAACUUUUUUUAAAAAGCCAGAGAUGUAUUUUCUUAGUGCCUCUAAGUAUCAAUGGAAGUCUAUCAAUGGAAAAUGCAGAAAGGACUGAUUAGGUUAUGUUUGAUUCUGUUAUGCCACACAAAUUAUACAAAAAUAGUCAAUGAUGAUGAAGUAUAAUGUUCACCUACAUUGAAUCACUGAGUCAGUGUGCAGUAGAGCAGUCAUGUAAUCUCUUAAUCAUGUGCCCACGCUUAGUCCACAAAUCCUCAAAAUGCAUUUCAGUCUGCUUCCAGGAGGAUCAUGUUUUGAUCUUCAGCUUGGCUGGGCCAGCCGGCCUGCUUCUUUGGUUUCAUGACAGGCCACCAAAGACCAUGGGCAAGCUUCAUUUAAAUGACUGAACCAAGUGAAAAAUGACAAGCUCUUUGUCAGGAAAGUGACAAACAUGAUUGCGCUGGAAGGGUGGCCUGCUACUGCAAUGCACGAUUGCACAGAACCCGCUGACAAAGAAUUCUGGCACCAUGCCAUGACAACAGGGCAUUUGUCAGAGCUGAAUUUUUGUUCUGGUCAGCGAAUGCCCAUUGCAAUGCUUGUAGCAGUGGUCAGCAAUGAGAGUGCCCGGAGGGCCUGUCUAAGGCUGAUGGCAGUAUGGGGAUAGGAAGAGAAAUCCUUCUCCGAAUCCCUUAACACUCAUAGCUAGCUGACGCACAAAGUCCCAAACUGGCAAAUUUGCUGGGAAGGAGACUGCAGGAAAUUCCACAUUCCUGGUAAUUUCUCCUGAAACCAGCCAUUAGAAGCUUGGCUGUGGCUAAAAGGCUCUCUUUACCUGGUGAUUGCCAGUAGUCCAGUUUUGGCCCAGUACCAUCAAUGGUCAGCUACUGCUUUCUAGAUUUAAGAUCACACGCUAUUCCCUGACAGUCAGGUGUAGUUAAUGAAUAAAACUUAGCCUUAUAUUUUGAAUUAAUGCUUCUUCUGUGGGGUUCUUAGCCUUUAUUCUUGCUUGGAAAAGUGUGUAUGUAUGUGUGUGUGUGGUGUGUGUGUGUGUGUCUGAUGUGCAUUAGCACAUGUGUGUACUUUGACAAAAGGAAGAAUGAGGUUUGCAUAUUAUUUUAUUUGUAAAAUAUAAAUAUAAUUUUAUGGGCUGGAUCCAGAUUACAUUAGUUGCUCUUGGGUCCCAUUGAAAUCAUUGUGAAAACUUAGUCAUGUCAUACUUCAGUCUCCUUGAUUUCUAUAUCUCCUAACUGCAAUUAACUUAGUCCGAAUCAAACUUUUUCUUUCGAGUGAUCAACCAUUGCAUUUCUGGCAACACCACAAGACAGCCUUUGUUAAUAGGACUUUAACAAAUACGAUCAAAUUAAAUGUAUGUCACGAAAUGGAUUGUGUUCUGUAUGCUUUUCAGCCCAAAUAUUUCUGUUUGUUAUUCUUUAAUGUUUAAUAAAAAGGUUUAAAUUUU
Messenger RNA from Rhineura floridana, 8071 nucleotides. It is a transcript of the gene HLF, whose product is annotated as HLF transcription factor, PAR bZIP family member. Bases 554 to 1435 code for a protein of 293 amino acids. Gene Ontology annotation, cellular component: nucleus. Lineage: Eukaryota; Metazoa; Chordata; Lepidosauria; Squamata; Rhineuridae. The transcript is spliced from 4 exons. The record is from RefSeq and is a predicted model, not a curated record. Gene Ontology annotation, biological process: regulation of transcription by RNA polymerase II. Gene Ontology annotation, molecular function: RNA polymerase II cis-regulatory region sequence-specific DNA binding; DNA-binding transcription factor activity, RNA polymerase II-specific.